AUGCCUUUAGACUCACCAGUGGGUGUUGUCGGGCGUCGGAAGGAUGUUUUCCUCUCAGGUUUGUACGCUGUUAAGAGUAACAGCGAGUCAGUUACACCCAACGGAAAUGGAAAUGCCACCGACCCGAAGGUGUCGGAGCGGCUGCGAUCGUGGGCAGACACCAUUAGUUCACCGUUGACUUGCACAGCAUGCAAGCUGCGAAUGAGGGCAACGGAAAGGACAUUGGUGUACCACCUCACGACAACGUAUCAUAUCGAACAUACAUCCGAGGGUUGCUUUUCCUUUGUUUUCCCGGUUAGUGCGUGUGAUGGAACUCUAACGUCACUUUCCGCUCGUAUAAACAAGAAGAUCAUGAUGUGGGAGUUGGUUCGCGUUGUCAGCCCACCAUCGGAGCGGCCAUUGGUUCUCUGUCCCGCUGUGUUCGACGCAGCAGCUGGUAUGGAAGGAAAGGCUGAGCAGGAGGAGGGUGAGCGUGGAACUUUGUACGCUGUAGCUUCAAGGGCUUCAGAUGUGCUGGACGAAACGGAGAGGGGUGUUGGGAAUGAGAUCCAGCUUGAAAUUCGUUGGACAACAAAGUCAGUUCGACAGCUGACGAAUUUGCCGGCCAUCGUCAUCGCUUACCCCUUUGCGUGUGCACCCUGUCUUCCAGAGGAAAUUGUAUAUCAAACCGUAUUUUCGAAAGUGGUAAAGUUGGUCAGCAGUGCAAACAGUCGUGACGGUACGCAGGCGUUGGACUGGCGGUUGCGCGGUAAGUACUGCACGGUGCACCUCAGCCCUGAGGAUACCAAGAUAAUGCUUAAACCCGAGGACGAAAUAUUCGUCCUCACGUUUUACUUUGAGAAUCCCAUGGAUGGCGAGCAAAGGGAUACCACUACCACGGUUGUUUCGUUCGUGAUCAUGGUUGCCAUUCUGCUUUGGUUCCUCUUAACCAAGGAUUUGGAACUGUGA
This is a messenger RNA of Trypanosoma brucei brucei TREU927, 948 nucleotides long. RefSeq lists its product as hypothetical. The record is from RefSeq and is a predicted model, not a curated record. The transcript has a single exon. NCBI's taxonomy places the organism in Eukaryota, Euglenozoa, Kinetoplastea, Trypanosomatida, Trypanosomatidae. Bases 1 to 948 code for a protein of 315 amino acids.